Molecule: messenger RNA, 3689 nt
Organism: Gigantopelta aegis
Lineage: Eukaryota; Metazoa; Mollusca; Gastropoda; Neomphalida; Peltospiridae
Product: TPR repeat-containing protein DDB_G0287407-like
Exons: 23
Coding region: 142-3624 (1160 amino acids)
Cellular component (GO): Cul4-RING E3 ubiquitin ligase complex
Molecular function (GO): protein binding
Source: RefSeq, a predicted model, not a curated record
CCAAGAUGGAGAAAUAUAGAAAAGAAGGAAUAUGUGAUAAACAAAACAAGAAUUUUUGAACAUGUCAUAAUGACAGCGGUUUCUAUAGGAUUGUAACUACGUAACAACGUAUAUAUUUAAGUUUCAGGAACACUUUGAAAAAUGGCCUGUUCAGCACCCGAAGGUGCUUGGUCAAGUGAUGUCACAACAGUGAAGCUAUUCAUCACGUCCUACUCAGACGACUUCUUCGCAGAAAGGGAAAUCAUUCGAAAAGAGAUUUUACCGGACUUACGAACAUGGUGUGAACAGAAGAAUUUAAAAUUCAUAGAACAGUCUGUAAAAUGGGGUGGCCGUCAUCCCGAUCGACGGAACGUGUCUGACCUGGAGAAGGUUCAAACCAGCAUCGAGAACUGCUACUACAACAACGUAAUGCCCUUGUUUAUCAAUCUGUCAUGUGAAUCUGUUGGCUGGGUGCCGAUGUGGGGUGAGUAUGCUGACGAGGUGAUAGAAGACUACAUUGAAGCAUACGGGUUGUUAGUGGAAGAUCUCCAAGUGCUUUAUGGUGCCUACCGCGAGGACAAUCUAAACUCUAUAUUUCUGUUCAGAAAUGACUCCUUCUUAAAAACAAUUCCCACUGAUGAACAAAAGUACUUUGUUCAAAGAACGUCUGCUUCGGAAAAAAUAUGUGGACCACGAGAUAAAAUUUCUCAGAAGUUUCCAGCCAAAAGAAUCAAACGUUACACUUGUGAGUAUAAGGGACUCGAUCACAAACACAGACCUCAGCUAAAGCUGGAUGAUGUCCUCAAAACACAGAUACUAGAGUUUUUGAAGCAGAGAAUAGCGUACGACUACUGCGGAGAAAGUCCCCAGCUCUCUGAUCACCCAGACAGCUUUGUGCAGGCUGCCCACAGGGAGUUUCUCAACCACAAGAGUCAACUGGUUCUAGGUCGAGAUAGUGUUGUACAGAAAAUUGAAGACUAUAUUCUUCAGGAAGAAAAGGAUGUGCCAUUGUUGUUGUUAGGUCGUCCUGGUUGUGGCAAAUCUUCUAUUUUAUGUAAAGCUGCUGAUGUGAUACUACAAAAAGUGGAGAAUGAUGAAAUCCACGUUGAUGGAGGGAAAUCUUGGCAUGUGUUUUACCAUUUUGUCGGAGCUGUGCCCGGAUCCACAUACCUGGAACCCAUGUUGAAGAGGUUACUAAGGGAAACCGAGGUUGCCAAGGAUUCGAGCAAUAUGCCAAAGGACUUGGAUGCGACGGCUCACUUGUGUUGUAGUGUGCUGUCGAACCCCAACACAAGACCUCUGAUCAUCUUCAUUGAUGCUCUUAACCAGUUUGGAGAAGACCAGGCUGCCAGAGUGAUUAGCUGGUUGCCACGGAAACUUGCUCCACAGGUUCGGUGUAUUUUUUCUGUGAUUAAUGACACUACUCACCACACUGCUUUGAUGAGCAGAGAGACUAAAUCUAUAGAACUACAUAUCAAGCCGUUGGAUGUGAUAUCAAGAAACAAUAUGGUGAAGGACAUGUUGAGUAGAAAUGGCAAGGAACUGCCAGAACACCAGCUGUGUAAACUGUUGGAUCAUCAGUCGUCAGAAAACCCGCUGUGGCUGUCCGUGGCGUGUGAGGAACUCUGUCGGCUGGAUGGCAGUCUACUCAUUACAGAAAAAAUCAACAAUUUCCCCGAAGGCCUUUUGAAUUUAUUGGAACAGUUACUGUCUCGGUUUGAGAGUGAAAGGGGAGGUAACCUGGUUGUUGCUACUCUUUGUUUGUUGGAGGCAUCAGCUGCUGGUCUGCUGGAGUGUGAGCUUCGUGAAAUACUUGGAGAAGAAGACACUUUGAUGCCACCAUCACCAUAUGAUGAGAAAGAAGAGAAGGAGUGUUCAGAGAAGGACAAGGUCAAGCAGGGUGGGUGUCUCGCCGAGGAGAAGUGGCAGCAUGUGUUCACCACGCUCAGACCAUUCCUCAGACCGUAUGGAGACAGCAAGGAGGGCCGGCUCGACUUUUAUCACAGGGCGCUCAGCAAGGCUGUCCGCAAAAAGUACUUCCAGAAGUGUGAAGAUGAUGGAGAGGAGGAACAGGGAUGCGAAGAGGAGAAACCAGAUGCAUACUACUGGUGGCACAAAAAACUGGCAGACUACUUUGCUCAGGUUACUAACAUGGAUCGGAAAGUUGAGGAGUACCCACAUCACCUUGUAUGCCUUGAAGACAAAUACAGGUUGUGGCAAUGUCUGUGUGACUGGCAGACAUUUGACAAAUUGUAUAACGAUGAAUACAGCUCACUUCUUCUUUCAUUUUGGAGAAAGGUUGGCACCUCAACAGAAAUGAUAUCACAUUACGAGGCAGCUCUGACCAAGUUUGAGGAAGACGAGACAGUUAAUGAAGAAUCGGUGUCAAUACAGUAUGAAAAAGUCUGCAGGGUUGUGAUUCAAGCAGGCAAGCACCAUGAGGCACUGGAGCUGCUGAAAACUGCAAUGAAAAUCGAGGAAAUAGAGCUGGGUGCACGACCUCACCGCAUGGUGGAGCUGUUCGCACUGAUGGCCGAGAUAUACGAUGAAAAACUGAAGUUAAAUGACUUUGUUUCUCCGUGUCAAGUCCCUGACCUCAGGAAGACAAUAUAUUACGGCAGAAAGUCAAUAGCUAUCAGGAAGACGUUACCAGGAUCAUAUCACAAAUUCAAACUGGCCAUGAGUUUGAUGAAGUUGGCCUUCAACAUGGAGAGUUGGGAGGCUUGUGGAGGGGGUGCCGAAUUGUCAGGAAGCGAGGCCCUGGCAGAGGGCAAUAAGUACAUUGACAAGGCUAUUAAAAUAUUUCAAGAGCUGAAUGACAUGGGACAUUAUGCGGAGGCUCUCAUGACAAAAGGUGUCCUGGCUCCAAGAGGAAGCAUGGAGCAGUUAAAGCUGUAUAACGAGGCGAUGGAUCUGUGUAUGCAGAUGUACGGUGAACUACACAUUCUCACUUCCAGACUGUAUAUUAACAUUGGUAUUGUCUAUGAAGACAACAAUGACUACAAAAAGGCUUACGAAUACUUCAAAAAGUGGGCCAAAGUCAGCGAAGAGAUACUGGGCCCGGAACACCCCAAGACUCUGCGAGCGAAAGGUGUGUUACGUGAGACGCGAUACAAACGGAUAGCCCAGGAGCUGGGGGAAUGGGACAGUGAGAGACAGGAGGAGGAAGAGGACAAUCAUCUGGAGUCCGAGGACUGGGAGGAGGAGGAGAAUCCGGACGCUGAACACGGAUUUGAGGAAUCUCAUUACCCGACAGAAGGCCAUUUGGUUAUACACUCGGACGAUGAAGUGAACAAUGGUACCAGUAAUAACGAUGAAACGAACAAUGUGUCAGUAGGUGACCAGAUUCUGAUGGACGACGAUCUCUCAGAUGAUGAAAAUAAUCAGGUUUUGAUGAACGGAUAUUUCACAGAAGAGGAGGAUCGGAUUUCGAUAAAUGAGGAACAUACGGACAGUGAGAAUUUGUACGACGAUAAUUUCGAGGACUACGAUGAGCAAUAUAUUCUUCAUGUGGACAAUGGCCCUGUGAUUGAAGAGUUUAAUAUUCAUUUAGGUGAUGAUGACAAUGAUGAUAAUGACAUUGUGGAACUGGUGUCAAGGGAUAUUGACAACCGAUAUGCAAGUGACAGUGAUCAUGAAAUAUGAGACAGUGCGAGAGAAUAGGUGUGACAAAAAAUGUAAAAAUAAUAAAUUUAACUAUUUAUGAUAAA